AUGAAGGAAGCUGAAGAACAGGCAACAAAUACCAUUGUUUAUACAUCACAAGAAAAUCAAUUAGAUGGUGGAAGAGGUUCCUCAAGGUUUAUACAGUACAAGUGGUGGAUACAGAUAGUAGUGUUCACCAUGUUUGUACUCUCCGGUCAAUCAGCCGCAACAAUGUUGGGAAGACUUUACUUCAUCAAUGGUGGAAAUAGUAAAUGGAUGGCAACACUUGUUCAAACUGUUGGAUUUCCACUUAUGUUACCUUUUAUCUUCUUAUUUUCACCUUCAAAAACACCAUUGGAGCAUCACCACCAAGUCACUGGAAAAUCUUCUUGGACUACCCUUGUGAUUCUGUAUACAACUCUCGGUAUAUUCUUGGCUGGAAAUUGUAUGUUGUAUUCUUUUGGACUCAAUUUUUUGCCAGUUUCCACGUAUUCGUUGAUCUGUACGAGUCAACUCGCUUUCAAUGCCUUGUUUUCAUACUUCCUUAAUGGACAGAAGUUCACUCCGUUCAUAGCUAAUUCGCUUGUUCUUCUUAGUUUUUCGUCUAUGCUACUUGUGUUUCAGAGUGAUUCUAAAGAGACCGGGAAAAUAUCAAGAAGCAAGUAUAUCAUUGGUUUUGUAUGCACAAUCGCUGCCUCUGCAGGGUGGGGUUUGAUGCUUUCAAUAACACAACUCGCACUUCAAAAGAUAUUGAAAUCUACAAGCUAUAAGGUGGUAUUUGAUAUAACCGUGUAUCAAAGCUUGAUAGCAACUCUUGUAAUUCUCAUGGGACUAUUUGCUAGUGGUGAAUGGAAGGAUAUAAAGGAGGAAAUGUGGGAUUUUGAGUCUGGACAGGCUUCGUAUAUAAUAAAUCUUGUAGGAACAGCUGUCUCAUGGCAAGUUUUCACGUCGUGUUUUUUGAUGAAAAGAUGA
Molecule: messenger RNA, 903 nt
Organism: Lactuca virosa
Lineage: Eukaryota; Viridiplantae; Streptophyta; Magnoliopsida; Asterales; Asteraceae
Source: the annotation of a GenBank genome assembly